Messenger RNA from Clarias gariepinus (North African catfish), 744 nucleotides. It is a transcript of the gene pcbd1, whose product is annotated as pterin-4 alpha-carbinolamine dehydratase/dimerization cofactor of hepatocyte nuclear factor 1 alpha. The transcript is spliced from 4 exons. The record is from RefSeq and is a predicted model, not a curated record. Gene Ontology annotation, biological process: tetrahydrobiopterin biosynthetic process. The coding region runs from base 77 to 385 and encodes 102 amino acids. Gene Ontology annotation, molecular function: 4-alpha-hydroxytetrahydrobiopterin dehydratase activity. Lineage: Eukaryota; Metazoa; Chordata; Actinopteri; Siluriformes; Clariidae.
AAUACGGGUAUGGGGACGUGUUUAAUUCAGAGCAGGAGAGACGGAGCAGGAAAGCGGUACUGAUUUCAGCGAAAUCAUGGCUGGUAAAAUUCAGGUUCUGUCUUUGGAGGAGAGAGAGCAGCUCCUCCCCAUGCUCCGCAGCGCACAGUGGGCCGAAGUGGUGGGCAGGGAUGCCCUCUAUAAGGAGUUUGUUUUCAAAGACUUUAACCAGGCUUUUGGGUUUAUGUCUAGAGUAGCGCUACAGGCUGAGAAAAUGGAUCAUCAUCCAGAGUGGUUCAAUGUUUACAAUAAGGUUCACAUCACCCUCAGUACACAUGAGUGUGGAGGACUGUCUAAGCGUGACAUUACUCUUGCUACUUUCAUUGAUCAAGUUUCAGUGUUGUGAGGAUGACUGUCGUAUCUCUUAGACUGCUCAAUUAAAAGUAUUAAGUUGGUUAUGUUUUCCAAAUGCAUACUAAUCCAAUCCCAAACUGAAAAUCUUUGAUGGCCUGUUACACAGACGGUAUCAAUGAAAACACAGGAUAAAUCGUCUGUAAAUUAAUAGCUAUCUGUACAGGAUCUUCAUGUGUUUUAAUAGCUGUAACCAAAUAUCUACUCUGCCCUGAAAAAGUAUUAUGCAUUUAUUUUCUAUUUGUUGUGCACAGGAUAUUGCUCCUCUUACGAUCAUGAUUUUGUAGAGUAUUUCAACAAUUUUGAUGGAUAAGCCUUAAACUCCCUAAUAAAGCAAAACCCAACAAUUCUCAA